AUGGAGGAGGAUUCUUACAACUUCGCAACCACUAUAUUAACGUCAAAAUCACCUCAACAGGCUGCUGCGAUUUUGCCUAGUAUCAUAACAGGGUCUACAGGGUUGAACAAAGAUUUAGUAUCAUGGUUUAAUAAUUACAACACGGCAAUUGGUGCACACAAUGCGUCAUUGAAACAGUUACUCGAAGAAGCUAAAAAGAUUGCUGGUCGCAGCAGUGUUGGAUUUAACAAUUUUCCACGUAAUUGGAACUGCUUGGUAAAUGCAGUCCAAAUGGAACUUAAAGACAAUGAAAUAUUGCAGGAGAAUUUGAAGCAAGACGUAAUUAUUCCAUUGAAAAACUUGAUUGAAAAUGAUGUACGGAUUUCGGAGUUAACUGUAAACGGACAAGAAUUGACUGAACUUAGUCAACAUCUAACUAAGGAAGGCGAAUAUCAAUGGAACUUCAAAGCACCUCAAGCGUUUCAGAACUUGGAGGCAUUCAAAAAGAUUGAAAUUCAAUUGAUGUUUAACGUAAUUUUGAAUUAUUUUCAACUCAAUAGUGCUAGAUUGAAUAAGGAAGUCAAGAACAAUGAAAACUCAACCAACUACUUAUUGGGAAGUUUCAAGUUGGAUAAUGAAAUGAAGAGUCAAUUGGACUAUAUGCAAAAUACACAAUUUCACUUGCCACAGCAAAAUGCCAGUCAAAAUCGUGCAGAAGUAACCAGUUCAGGUGCAGGACACGUUGCAGGAUCAAGUACCACUCCAUUAAAAGAGAGAAGAAGAAGCUCAUUGGGUCGACUUGACAAACACGCAGGAGCUCAUGAUGAAAAUUCGCCAAAGAAAUCAUCCAAAUUGAAAUCAAGGGUUGGAUCUAUAUUUGGUAGAAAGAAAAAGAAGGAUCAACAUCAACCACAACUUGAAUCUACUAUUGCAGAAGAUGCAUCUAUUUCCACUGAUGCAUCAACCUCCAGGUCAGCACCAUUGUCUAGGAACAACACUUCGAGAUCUUUCCUUAGUAGGGAACAAAGAUACGAUUCUCCUGCUGCAGAUCAACGUCGUCCAUCUCAAGCAGGUCAAUUACAACAUCAACAAGAGCAACCGCAAACACCUUUCCCCCCAUUGAAGCCACAGCAGCCACAAGAAAUCCAUAAACAACCUCAACAACCUCAACAACCUCAGCAACUUCAGCAACUUCAGCAACCUCAACAACCUCAGCAAUUCCAACAGCUUCAACAACAACAGGAAUUUGGAUCUGGUGCGACCUCUCAACAAUUCCCUCCUCCACAACAGCAACGCUCGAAUGUGUCUUCGCAACCUUUUGCAGCUCCAAGGCAUAGUUCAUUUGCCUCACUGCAACAGCAAGAUAGUUACAAAGACGCUGCAUUACCAGCUACUCCAACACACGACAGAGCAUGGACAAAGCCGUUGCCUCAACCAACGGAAUCUCCAAAUGUUGUUAAAUAUGGCAGUGACGAUGAUGAUGAUGAUGAUAGCGAAGACAAUGUGACCGCAGGAAGAAGAUCUUCGUUACUUGAAAGACACCAUUUGGAUACUGGAAACCAAGCUGAUGUAAGAGCAAGUGGUUUUGCUGCUCCUCAACUGCAAUCAUCUAAUGUCGGUAGUGGAUUACUUGACCCUAAUGAGAGAGCAAGACAAAACAGUGAUGGAAAAUAUUCAUUUGAAGCCGGUGAUGACAACAAGCCAAUCUCUGCAACCCCAAGAAGUGAGCAGAAUGGGUUCAAUGAAGGUGACAGAAUUUCUGACAGUAUUGCUUCAGCCGAAGGACGCAGAGGGAUUGAUAAUAAAGAUUUUGACGCAAUCUCAUCAAGAGACGAUGAGUCUUCGAAAUUAGCUGGUGAAUCUGGCGUAGCAACAACUUCACCAAAUAGAGAUGCAUUUGCUCCACAUAGCUAUCCUUCAUCCAACACUACUUCGUCAUUAACUGGAUUUGGUGGUGCAGCUCCACCAAAGCCUCCUCCAUCGAGAAAAGUUGUGCAUCAUGAUGCAGGUUCAGUGAGAGAUUCUCAUAUGUUUCAUAAUCUACCAGCAGCAACUACAAACAGCUCUAUAAGAGAUUCUUUUGUUCAACCACCAAGACCAUCAUCAAGGAACUCUCACUUGAACAAUCCAUUUGCUGCAUUAAAGAGACAAGAUACUGGUUCAUUAUUAAACAAUGAUUUCAAACAUUUCAAUUUAUCUGAUGCUACUAUUGGAUUAAACUCAUCAAUUGCUGAAAUUGUCAACGCCACUUUCAAAGAUGGACAAUUGAAAUCAUCGCAAGUCAUUGGUGAAGUUGCUUUUAAUUAUAAUGGACAUCCGAAUGAAGAAUCAAUCAUUGUUCAUAUUCCGCAUGAUUAUGAUCGAUUGAUUGUCAACAAGACAUUUAUUGAAGAAUUGGGUGAUUAUGAUUACAAACUUGAUCCAAUAUCAAUCGGUUCUAAAACAUUGGGUGGAUUGAAGUAUUUGGCAAAUGAUAAUCAAGUGCCAUUGCUUGUUCAACAAAUUUGGAAAUUUGAACCUCAUCAAUCAAGUUUAAUGAUUAGUAUUAGGUUAAAUGUGAAUGAGACUCUCGAAGUUGAAAAUUUGAUUGUUUCUGCAGCUUUGAAUACCGAUGUUGUAGCAACGUCAGCAUCAUCAAAACCACAAGGUGCUUUCAAUAAAGAAAAGAACAGAAUUACAUGGAGAUAUACUCAUCCAGUGGUUUUGAAACCUCAUGGGGAAGAGAAAUUGAUUGCUAGGUUUAUGACUAAUGGACAAGGGUCCGAACAUGAACUGGGUGUGCAAUUAAAGUUUGCUAUUGGUAAUCCGAGUGCUAUCAAGUAUUGCUCGAUUUAUGAUAGCCAAGGUGAAGAAGUUCCUGUUUUCAGAAACCUUGUUAGCGGUCAUUACGCAAGUCACUUUGAAUAA
Messenger RNA from Lodderomyces orthopsilosis Co 90-125, 2886 nucleotides. RefSeq lists its product as uncharacterized. The coding region runs from base 1 to 2886 and encodes 961 amino acids. NCBI's taxonomy places the organism in Eukaryota, Fungi, Ascomycota, Pichiomycetes, Serinales, Debaryomycetaceae. The transcript has a single exon. The record is from RefSeq and is a predicted model, not a curated record.